Messenger RNA from Eptesicus fuscus (big brown bat), 1602 nucleotides. It is a transcript of the gene ZNF697, whose product is annotated as zinc finger protein 697. Gene Ontology annotation, biological process: negative regulation of transcription by RNA polymerase II. The transcript is spliced from 2 exons. NCBI's taxonomy places the organism in Eukaryota, Metazoa, Chordata, Mammalia, Chiroptera, Vespertilionidae. Gene Ontology annotation, molecular function: DNA-binding transcription repressor activity, RNA polymerase II-specific. The coding region runs from base 31 to 1602 and encodes 523 amino acids. The record is from RefSeq and is a predicted model, not a curated record.
CGGUCACCGCCCUUGUCCGGCUCCUCCCGGAUGGAACAAGAAGACAAACACGGUGUGUGUGAAGGCCCGGACUCAGAAGAUACAGGGAUGGGCUCCGAUUUUGAGAACUCCGAGGACAGGGAAGGGGACCCUGACGAGAGAGAAAUGGUUUCCAAGGCACAGGACGCAGACAAGAGAGGCGGCCACCCGGAGCAGGAGAUGGGCUCUCACCCACGGGAGGAGCGGGAACUGGUGUCUGACAUCUGCACAGAGGGGCUGCUGAGUGAGGAAGCAGUUCUGCGGGAGGAAGAGGAUGGCCAGUCUGGUGCGGCUGCGGUGGCAGCGUUCCCAGGACUGUCUGAGGCCCGCAGCACAUCCCGGAGCCCCCGGGAGGAGGAGGGGCCGCCGCCCCCACCGGUGCUUCCCUGGAGGCGGCACCUCUCCCUGGGGAGCCGGCACCCGGGCGACAAGCCGGCCCACCGCCGCUUCCGCCGGCUCCACCACCCCAUGGCCGUGGACCUCGGGGAGCUGGACAGCCUGAUGGCCAGCAUCAUGGAUGCGCCCACCAUCUGCCCGGACUGCGGGGAGAGCUUCAGCCCGGGCGCCGCCUUCCUGCAGCACCAGCGCAUCCACCGCCUGGCGGAGGCGGCCGCCGCGGUCAGCCUGGAGCCCUUCGGCCUGGCGGCGGAGUGCGGCGCGGUGGUGGGCGUGGCGGGGGGCUUCGGCCCGGGCCCCGCCUUGGCCCGGCCCCCGCGCGAGAAGCCCUUCCGCUGCGGGGAGUGCGGCAAGGGCUUCAGCCGCAACACCUACCUGACCAACCACCUGCGCCUGCACACGGGCGAGCGGCCCAACCUGUGCGCGGACUGCGGCAAGAGCUUCAGCUGGCGCGCGGACCUGCUCAAGCACCGGCGGCUGCACACGGGCGAGAAGCCCUACCCGUGCCCCGAGUGCGGGGAGGCCUUCAGCCUCAGCUCGCACCUGCUGAGCCACCGGCGCGCGCACGCGGCGGCCAGCGGCGCGGGGCCGGCGGCGCUGCGGCCCUUCGCCUGCGGGGAGUGCGGCAAGGGCUUCGUGCGCCGCUCGCACCUGGCCAACCACCAGCGCAUCCACACGGGCGAGAAGCCGCACGGCUGCGGCGAGUGCGGCAAGCGCUUCAGCUGGCGCUCGGACCUGGUGAAGCACCAGCGCGUGCACACGGGCGAGAAGCCCUACAUGUGCUCCGAGUGCGGCGAGACCUUCAGCGUCAGCUCGCACCUCUUCACGCACAAGCGCACGCACUCGGGCGAGCGGCCCUACGUGUGCCGCGAGUGCGGCAAGGGCUUCGGCCGCAACUCGCACCUGGUCAACCACCUGCGCGUGCACACGGGCGAGAAGCCCUUCCGCUGCGGCCAGUGCGAGAAGCGCUUCAGCGACUUCUCCACGCUCACGCAGCACCAGCGCACGCACACGGGCGAGAAGCCCUACACGUGCAUCGAGUGCGGCAAGAGCUUCAUCCAGAGCUCGCACCUCAUCCGCCACCGCCGCAUCCACACGGGCAACAAGCCGCACAAGUGCGCGGGCUGCGGCAAGGGCUUCCGCUACAAGACGCACCUGGCGCAGCACCAGAAGCUGCACCUGUGCUAG